AUACGAGUGACACGUCUUGUGUUAUUCUAUAGUCUUUGGAAUCCGCUCAAUAGGGGGAAAUGCUGGCGUCGUCACAUUUUUCAAAUUUCAGUACCGACUUGGUACCGAAGUCUGUACUUUUGACAAACACUAGUGAAAGGGUGGAUGUCUAUCACAAAAGAAGAUAAGCAAAAUAAAGUUUUGCCAAAAAUGAUGAAUGAACGACAAGGAAGCACAAAAAAAGGAUAAACGAAAAGGAGUUCGUUGUUAGUCUCCAGCGGCACACACUCAAAACUAAUGUUACUUGCGCAACCUCUGCGUCCAUUUUCAGGCCUUCUCGCUUGGGUCUCUUCAGCGCUGGAAAAUGUUUCUAAUAUUAAAGUGGUUCCUAAAGUUCUUGCCUGAUCAUAACCCUUCUUUUUCCAGUGAGAUUCCUCUGACCUUUUCUUUUUUGUAAUGUCUCUCAGCCAUCUCUCUUUCUACAGUCUUUCUUUAAAUCUCCCUCUUGCUCUCUCUCUCUCUCCGCCCCCAUCAUGAGUGGACCCGCCCCCUACUGCUGAUUGGCUACAAGUGUGUUGAGGCGCUCGGUCUGAUCCGCUUUCAACAGCGUUUCUCAGAAAUCUCUUACUGCACCUUUUAGGUUAAAUACUGUCUACCUCAGAAAUGCCCUCCCUCCAUGCUCUGUCCAUGUUUAUUAAUGGAGCAAUAAGAAUUGUAAUCAUAAUAUUUAUGUAUUAAUGACAACUUCCUGAUGGGACAGACAGACAUUCUUUUGCUAGAGACAUUUUAACCCAUGUACCGGAAUGAUAGUUUAUCUAGUGCUUAAAUCUUAUGGUGUUAGUUGUAUUUCUAUAAUUAACACAAAAUAAGAGAAAAGGACGUCCAGUCCACUUUACAGAAAUUUGACAGAAUUGGGGUGUUUAAUCAUAAAGUUUGAAAUUAAAGACAAAAAUCCUAACAAUUAACCUCUAAUAAUAAUAACCAUCUUGCAAUACUGGAAUGAAUCAUAAAUGGAAGGUCAUGUUGUCAUUGUUCUAGUAAUCUUUGACUUUCAUCUGAGGUAAUUUAUUGUCAUCGACAUCUAAAAAUGCUUAGCACGGUUUACAGAAAACCACUUGAGAUGAUGAAACGAUACAAAAUAUUCCCGCUCUGCAUUGUUCUUUAACACAUCUGAGUUUGUUUCUGUCUUUUUAUUAAACCUUUAUGCUUUGUGUGAACAAAUAUAUAGAAAUAAAUGAUUAUAAUGUAUAUGUAUGCACAAUUUAUGACCGUUACAAUUACAAAAGAGUUUAGCACCUUGGAGAUGAGCAUGUCCAGAGAACUGCAUAUUUAUUUCUGAGAUGUGCUAUUUGAUUCCAACUCUUGUUCUGAAAUACUACAUUUUAUUUGUAAUCGCAAAAGGAAUAUUUUACCAGACAAUGAAAUGUAAUUGUGGUUUUCUUAACUUGCCACUGCAUUAGUUGAUAAAAAUGAAAACGCAUUAUGGCCACCAUUUGUCUGUUUCAUUAUGGAUUCACAAGGUGAUGCUGCCACAAAGCAAUUAUUGAUGAUUGCUUUAUCAUCUGAAAUAUAGCUUUUAUGAAAAUGUAUCGGAGAAAUUAAAUGUUAGCUAUUUAAAAGAAAGCCAGGCUAACUUGUGGCUUUAACAAGUAUGAUGGUUCAUAUGAAAUGCACAAUAAAUGAAGUAAAAUAAUAAAAAUGCUAUUUAAAAUGACUUGAUAAAUAUUUUAUGAAGAAUUUCUUAUGUACAAUUCUAAACUGCUUAAUAUAACAAUCUCUGAAUUUAUACUUUAUUUUUUAAAAUUAUUUAUCAGUUAAACAUAUCAAAUAAUUUUAGAUACAUGAAUGGUGAGAUAAGUUACACUGUAUAGCCACUCGGGGCAGUGUUGAGACACUUUAUUUCCAAACCACAGGAGAGUUUCCCUGUUUUUUCCCUGGUAGUCAAGAAUUUUUACUUUCCAAUAAUACACACAAUAGAGAUGAUUGUUAAAACGUGACUUUUUAUGAAAGAAAAAAUAAAAUAUUGCGUAAAAUUUGUCAGUCUACAUAUACAUUUAAAUUUAUGUUAGUGUUGACGUUGGACAAAGUAAAGCAAAAGUACAUUACACAAAUAAAUACCAUUUUACUAAUCAGCAGAGUUACUCCCAGCAUUGUUGUCAUUAAUGACCUAGUCUGUUGCUAAAAGUUUUGUGUGUGUUUUUUUUUUUUUUUUUACCCCCACCACAAAGAGGAAGCAGUUGAGUCAUAAUGCUCCCGGUUCCUCUCAAGCACAUGACAAAUAGACUUUGAAGUUUAAAAGCUCUCAGACACAACUUGUCCCAUCAGUGAUGCUGUCAGUCAUGUUCGUGAAGCUCAGGCUGUUGGCUCUCAUAUUCUUUGUGACCAAGGAUGUUCAGCCCACCUAUGCUGAAACAAAGCUGGCUGGACCGCAGAAUGUGAAGGUGACCUCCAUCAAUAUGGGUGCAGUUGUCGAAUGGACAUCUCCACACAAUCCCAUGAGCAAUGUGACAUACACGGCAAGAUAUUUCCUGAGAAACAAAAAUGUUUCCCUCUGUAUCAACACCAAAGAGCUGAAAUGUGAUGCAGGGAAACUGCCAGUUGCAUUUGGGACCUACACGUUUCAAGUGCGGGCAGAGGAUCAGGAGCUGUUCUCUGAGUGGGUUAAUGCAUCCAAAUUUAUACUUAAUAAGCACAGUAUCAUAGGACCCCCUACUGUGCGUCUUGUUGUCCAAAAUAAUAACUUGGAUGUGCACGUUCAGCCCCCAGUGCUAAAAGUGGGCAACCUUUCUAAAAUAUUUGUACAAGUGAACUACAUCAUCAAAUAUUGGACAGAAGACCAGGAAGAUGCGGCAAUAGAGAGGAAGGUCACUGAUGCCAGUGAGGAUGUUAAACUGACUAUUAAAGGACAACAUUCAUGGAGCAGAUUCUGUGCUCAGGCAAAGGUGCUUCCCAAAGGCUACACAAAUCUGGAACAGUUCAGUAAAGCUGUAUGUGUGUCCAGCAUACCUGUGACACCAGUGUUCACCAGCUGUGUGAUAGCUGCUGCCAUCAUUCUCCCUCUGGGAAUCCUGGCCGUCUGGUUCAUCUAUAAAUUGUACAAAUAUCUGUACCCUAAAACCAACCUACCAGAACAUCUCAAAAAUCUAUUCGUACCAUCAUUUUGGAAUGCUGAGGGAACCCAACAUUCUCCACACCAGAAAGAACAGCAUGAUAAAAUCAGUGCCAUAUCUGAGGACCAUUUUUGUGAAGCGCUCAGUGAGAAAAGCAAGAUCUCAGAGGACAAUGACUCUGGGUUGGCCUGUGAUCUCCCGCCAAUACAAGAGGUGGAAGAGGACUACAAACUGCUCAUGAACAUGCAACCUGCACCAUUAUUUUACCCUAAUCAUCUCUACCCGUUAUGUUCGAAUAACACACUAUUGACUCAUUUAAAUCAAUCCCACUUCGGAGGCUCCACUAUCACUCGACCUUGUUACUACAACGUAACAGUCACAAGCUCUGAGCUGAAACACACUGAAUGUGUUUGCUGAAGUCACCAACAACAAGCUGGAAUGUAUGUACUUAAGAAGGAUCUUAUUGUCUGCAGCAAAUAUUCCAAAAAAAAAAAAAAGAAAAAAGGAAAAAAAGAGAGAUGUAUAUAUAGGCUAUAUAUAUAUAUCAUUAUGCAGUGGUGCAAUGGCUGUCUGUGGAAUGUAUAUAACCUCUUGCAUAAAAUGUUGUUUACUCAUGCUAACAAUAGACUGAAUGUACUUUUUUGAGAAACUGUUGUUGUCACUGUAUGCCUGUAAAUGGUUGUAUUGUUGUUAUUUUGAAAUGCAUUACAAUAAAUGAAAGUGAGUUGGAUUUCUCUUCCUUGAA
Messenger RNA from Megalobrama amblycephala (Wuchang bream), 3834 nucleotides. It is a transcript of the gene crfb15, whose product is annotated as cytokine receptor family member B15. The transcript has 7 exons. NCBI's taxonomy places the organism in Eukaryota, Metazoa, Chordata, Actinopteri, Cypriniformes, Xenocyprididae. Bases 2307 to 3506 code for a protein of 399 amino acids. Gene Ontology annotation, molecular function: protein binding. The record is from RefSeq and is a predicted model, not a curated record.